Balaenoptera acutorostrata (minke whale) is the source of this 963-nucleotide messenger RNA. RefSeq names its product centriole, cilia and spindle-associated protein-like. The transcript is spliced from 2 exons. Lineage: Eukaryota; Metazoa; Chordata; Mammalia; Artiodactyla; Balaenopteridae. Gene Ontology annotation, cellular component: axoneme; axon; cytoskeleton. Gene Ontology annotation, molecular function: microtubule binding. Gene Ontology annotation, biological process: regulation of mitotic spindle assembly. The record is from RefSeq and is a predicted model, not a curated record. Bases 1 to 774 code for a protein of 257 amino acids.
AUGCCCCUGAGCCCUUGGCAAACAGCAGUAGAGGAGUAUGGGCCGUGCUACCACGCGCUGCUCCACUACCGCCUGGGCCGCCGGCUGCUGGAGCAGGUGCACGCGCCCUGGCUCUGGGACGACUGGGGCCCGGCCUGCGCCUCGGACGACUCGGCGUCGUCGGCGUCCUCGGGCGCCGGGGCCCCCGCGCCCCAGUGCGCCCCGGCCUCGCUGCCGCUGCCCGUGGAGUCGGCGGCGCUCGAGGAGCCGGAGCAGCGGGCACGCGCGGCCCCGGAGGAGGAGCGGGGCGCGGAGGCAGCGGGGGACGCGGAGGACUCGGCGCUGCCAGCACUGCCAGUGAAAGACAUAAAAGAAAAACCUGAACGACAGAUCAGGACCAGAGAGCCUGACAAAUUACCCAGCAGUACCGAACCUCAACAACCACCAAGUGCCUUACCUGCCAGAGGAAGUAGGAGAGCGGUCAAGAGUCCUCAAAGGUCAUCAACUAAAAUUAAAGAACAUAAGCAUCCGUUUGCCCUUUAUGGGUGGGGAGAAAAACAGACGGAUACAGGAAGCCAAAAAACUCACAACGUCUGUGCUUCUGCCUCAGUGCAUGAGAUCCAUGAAUCGGCGCUGCGAGCCAAGAGCAGGAGGCAGGUGGAGAAGAGGCGGCUGGCGGCGCAGAGGCAGCGGGCUCACUCCGCCGACGUGGACAGAACCAGGCGCGUCAAGCCUGCCUCGUCGGAGAACCCGUGGAUGACGGAGUAUAUGAGAUGCUACUCCGCCAGGGCUUGAGCGCAGGGACAGCUGCUCAGACGACCUCUUUUAAAAAGUGUAAAUGAAAGAGAGGAAAAAACAAAACAAAAACCAUCAAAAGAAGCUGGACACAGGUUUAAGAAACCAACUGAUUAUGCAAGAUUUUUCUUAGGGAGUUUCCAAAAGAUUGUCUCUUUUGAUGAAUCCUGGUCACCUACCUCAGCAGUA